Nannospalax galili (Upper Galilee mountains blind mole rat) is the source of this 2783-nucleotide messenger RNA. RefSeq names its product complement C8 beta chain (gene C8b). Lineage: Eukaryota; Metazoa; Chordata; Mammalia; Rodentia; Spalacidae. Gene Ontology annotation, biological process: immune response. The transcript has 12 exons. The record is from RefSeq and is a predicted model, not a curated record. Gene Ontology annotation, molecular function: protein binding. The coding region runs from base 394 to 2163 and encodes 589 amino acids. Gene Ontology annotation, cellular component: membrane attack complex.
ACAGGUAUGUGGGUAACUGAGGUACCAAGGUAAAGUAACUUGCCCAAUAGCCAGGAAGUGGCAAUGGAAAAAAUCUUUGGGGCCCAGGAAGCAUGAAUCUAAAGCCACAGCACUUACUGCCUUGUUAGUAGCCAUCUUUCAUCCUGCUGGCCCAACACCAUUACAUAGGCAUAGAGAUGAAAAGACUGUGGGUGCGGUUCCCCACGGUGGGUUUGUGGCAUCACAGGUGAGUAAGUUCCUGCCUGUGCAAAGUCGACAGAGGUUUCAAGCACUGGCUUCUGUUUGCUUUGCUGAGUUGUUUGCUCUGUGGGGACAGAAGCUUGACAAAAGCAUUCCUGAGCUGACUUUUCAUGCAUUCGGGAGCCUCGCUGGAGCUCCUGUCACACAGAGAACAUGAGGACAGGGGCGCGGGUUUGGAGGGCACUGGCAGAGGUGUGUCUUCUAUGUGCUGCCCUGGGCUGUCUCCAUUUGCCAGGCUCCAGAGGUGAGAAGCCACAAUUCUUUGAGACAAAUGCAGUCAACAGGAGCCUUGUUAAGAGCAGACCGGUGCGGAGUGUGGCUGUCACCCCAAUGCCUAUUGACUGUGAGCUGUCCAGCUGGUCUUCCUGGACUGCAUGUGACCCUUGUCAGAAGAAAAGGUACAGACAUGCCUACUUGCUCCGGCCCUCUCAGUUCUAUGGGGAACUGUGCGAUGUCUCUGACAAGGAAGUUGAAGACUGUGUGACUAACAGACCCUGCAGAAGUCAAGUGCGAUGUGAAGGCUUCGUGUGUGCACAGACAGGAAGGUGUGUGAACCGCAGACUCCUUUGCAAUGGGGACAAUGACUGUGGAGACCAAUCAGAUGAAGCAAACUGUAGGAGGAUUUCUAAAAAAUGCCAGCAGGAGAUGGAGCAGUACUGGGCGAUUGGCCAUCUGGCCAGUGGGCUAAAUCUGUUCACAAACAGUUUCGAGGGCCCAGUUCUGGAUCACAGGUAUUAUGCUGGUGGAUGCUCCCCCCAUUACAUCUUCAAUACCAGGUUUAGGAAGCCAUACAAUGUGGAAAGCUACACCCCACAGACCCAAGGCAAAUACGAAUUUGCAUUAACAGAAUAUGAAUCAUACUCAGAUUUUGAACACAAUGUCACAAAGAAAGCAACUGGCAAGUUUAGUUUCAGCUUUGGAUUUAAAAUCAGUAACUUCUUUGACUUUCGUAUUCAAGAGGAAAGCAACCAAGGCAAACAUUAUAUUAGCAGAACCAAGCGAUUCGCUCACACUAAAAGCAAGUUUCUGCAUGCGCGCUCUGUCCUUGAAGUGGCCCAUUACAAGCUGAAGUCCAGAAGCCUCAUGCUCCAUUAUGAAUUCCUGCAGCGGGUGAAGCGACUGCCCUUGGAGUACAGCUACGGAGAGUACCGGGAUCUCCUUCGAGACUUUGGAACCCACUUCAUCACGGAGGCCAUGCUUGGGGGCAUUUAUGAAUACACACUUAUCAUGAACAAAGAGGCCAUGGAGCGAGCAGACUACACUCUUGACAGCAUUUCUGCCUGUGCCAAAGAAGGUUUCCAAAUUGGUGGUACCAUCAAGAAAGUUUACCUCAGUCUGGGUAUGUCAGAAAAGAAAUGCAGCGACCUUCUGAAUGAGAUCAAAGACAGAAACAAGAGGAACACCAUAGUAGAAGACUUAGUAGUUCUUGUGCAAGGAGGGGCAAGUGAACACAUCACGGCCUUGGCGUACAAGGAGCUGCCAACAGCUGAACUGAUGCAGGAAUGGGGAGAUGCUGUGCAGUACAACCCAGCUAUCAUCAAACUCAAGGCUGAACCCCUAUAUGAGCUGGUGACAGCCAUGGACUUUGCCUACUCUAGCACAGUGAAGCAGAACAUAAAGAAGGCACUAGAGGAGUUCCAGAUGGAAGUCAGCUCCUGCCACUGUGCUCCAUGCCAAGGCAACGGUAUCCCUGUCCUGAAAGAAUCCCGUUGUGACUGCAUCUGCCCAGCUGGCUUCCAAGGCUCAGCCUGUGAAGUCACCUAUCGGAAAGAUAUCCCCACUGACGGGAAGUGGAGCUGCUGGUCCAGCUGGUCUUCAUGCUCUGGAGGACAUAAGACGAGACAAAGGCAGUGUAACAAUCCACCUCCGCAGAAUGGGGGCAGCCUCUGCUCAGGCCCUCCUUUGGAAACACUCAAUUGUUAGGAGAGGGAGCACUCCUAGCAGUGAUCUAGCUGUGGGCUGUAUACAGCAUGGGCUCUGGACCUCACAGACUCAGCCAGCUUCGCUCCCAUCCCAGCUCCCACUCAGGGCUGCCAACAGUAAAAGGCAGUGCCACUCAGAUCUUUAAAGUAAACAUAAUGGUUUUUGCUAUUUUAAUAAAUGAUGAGUUAAUAAUCCUAAAUCUUUGUGAGGUAAAGCAUCUUUGUAAACCUCCCUUUGUCUACUCUACAUGCUUGUUACCCUCACAUGGUCUAAAAGCCAGAAACGGAGUUGAGAACUGGUUACUACAUAGCAGUAGGUGCCUAAUAAUAAUCAGUGAAUUGGUAAGAAGUUGUUCACCCCUUGAUAAGCACACAGUUUUGUUCAGCAAUCAUGACAGCCAGCAUCACUGGGUGACAACCAUAAAAGGUGAAUAUGUGGGAAACAAGUUUGGGAAUCUAGUGACUUCACCACGAUCACACAGGAAGUGACAGAGUUGGGCUGCAAACGGGGCCUCAGAGUUUUAAACUCUUGGCUACGAGGCUCACCUUCCUCUCUCUGAAUGUGAGCACGUGAUUAGUUAAGAACUGUUCAUGAAAUAAAAUGAACCAGAAUGCAGUGGA